Klebsormidium nitens is the source of this 672-nucleotide messenger RNA. The record is from the annotation of a GenBank genome assembly. NCBI's taxonomy places the organism in Eukaryota, Viridiplantae, Streptophyta, Klebsormidiophyceae, Klebsormidiales, Klebsormidiaceae.
AUGUGCGGUGCUUUAUUCACAGCGUUUGAGGACGAGAGUGAGCUGAUCCAACCCUUUCUAUGGGAGGGGGACUUGAAACCCUCCAACGCUUCGACGGCAUGGGGGGGGUACUUGGAACUUGAGCCAGCGAGACAAGAACCUGAAAGGUUGACCCCUGAUUCUUUGAGCCACACGUCCAUGGCCAUGGUUCCACGGACCACGUGUGCGCGGGUGCUGAUCCUGGUGACCCUCUUUGGGUGCCGGCUCAUAAGUGUCGCCCACUCGUUGACUAUUGAGCAGAUCGACAGUCUGGUCGAGGGCCCCCUUUGGAAUCAAACCAGUAUCUUCCUUAGCUCUAGGGGACUGUCAGGUCCCCUCCCCCCGGAGCUCGGCAGCCUCACCAACCUUACCCAUUUGUUCCUCUACUCCAACAAUCUCUCCGGACCCAUCCCUCCCGAGCCCGGCAACAUGACCAGCCUUGCCUACUUGGAACUUCAAAACAAUAGCCUCUCCGGGCCCAUCCCCCCGGAGCUCGGCAGGCUGACCAGACUUAUCGAGCUCGUCCUCCAAGACAACAACCUUUCUGGUCCCAUCCCUCCUGAGUUUGGCAGCCUUGACCAAAUAUCUCUUCCUGAGCAACAACAGCCUCUCGGGCCCCAUCCCCCCCGAGCUCGGCAACCUGACCAAUCUUGA